Messenger RNA from Mercurialis annua (annual mercury), 1799 nucleotides. RefSeq names its product FHA domain-containing protein At4g14490-like. The record is from RefSeq and is a predicted model, not a curated record. Lineage: Eukaryota; Viridiplantae; Streptophyta; Magnoliopsida; Malpighiales; Euphorbiaceae. Gene Ontology annotation, molecular function: protein binding; mRNA binding. The coding region runs from base 88 to 1290 and encodes 400 amino acids. The transcript has 2 exons.
AACUAUAUAAGUUUCUGUAAAAAAAUUUGAAAACCUCUCUCUGAAGCGCGCGCUCUCUAUCUUCUCUGUAGCGCGAAGAAGAAAAAAAUGGAGUCUCUGAAACUAAUAAUUCAGCAAGGUCCAAGGAAAGGCGAAACGGUUGAAUUCCCACCGGAAUCAAUUAUCAAAAUCGGCCGGAGUGUAAGAGGCAACAAUCUCACCAUUAAAGACCUCGGCAUCUCCUUCAAACACUUAAUCAUCAGACACGAAUCAGAAUCCUCGUCGGACUGUAAAUGGAUAAUCGAAGAUCUGAAUUCUUCCAACGGAACAAUCAUCAACUCAGCAUCUCUCCCUCCUUUCACUCCCUUCCAAAUCCGCCACGGCGACGUUUUGAACCUCGGGGAAGACACUUCAAUUCUUGUUCAAUUUUUUAUUAAGGAAGAGGAGGUAACUGCGGAGAAGCCUUCUCAGUUGAGACGGAACCCGAGACGAAAAGUUCAGGAUAACUCGGCGAUUAAAAUUGAUGAGAAUGCGGCGGUGGUGAUUCAAUUACCGAAACCUAGAAAAGGGAGGCUGUUAAAAGAACCACCGCCAUUAGCAGAAGCUAGGGUUUCGGAUGAGGGUGAAGGAUUGGGGGAAUUGGAGACGGAGAAAGUGAAUGCUAGGGUUACACGAGGGAGGAGAGUUGAAUUAGAGAAUAAAGGAUUGGAAAAUGUUGAGAAAAUUAGGGUUACUAGGAAAAGGGAAAAUGCGGAAUCUGCGGUUGUGGAAAAUGUAGCAAAUUAUAGGGUUACAAGGAGUAGAAAGAAUGUGGCUGGUUCUGUUAUAGAUUUUGAGAAUUUGGAUGGUAAGAAGACUCCGGAGAAGAACGCGAGUUUAGGGUUUGAUUUAGUAGAUGAGGCGAAAGAACAGGUUAAUGAAGAAGCUGCUAGUAGAGAUAAGGUAGAGAAGAAAGAGGGUUCAGAUGUAGGAUUGAAUUCGAGAGAAGAGACUAAUGAUCAUGUUAAUGAAGUGGAUAUUAGUAGAAAUGAGGAGAUAAAAUGCCAAAGUCGGAGCCAUGGUAAGGGACGAGUUAAUGAGAGCGAUAACUUGGGUAAAGAGAAGGUAACAUUCGAUUUGGAGAAAAUGACUUUAGGGCAGUGGUUUGAUUAUAUGGAGGAGUAUUUGCCUAAGCAGUUAUUUCAGGUUACUGAACAGAUGAUUUUAGACAUGAAAAUGAAAGCAGAGAGAGUUAAAGAGUAUAUCAUUGAGCAGAAGAAGGCCAAGGCUGCUGCUGCUGCUGCUGCUGCUAUGACUCGAGUUAGUCUCUAAGAUAAAUCGUGAUACAUCUAGCCAUAAGUAGGUUGUAGAAAGGGAAGGCGCUGCUACAUUCAGGUUGGCAGGUAAUUGUAGCAAAGAUGGGUAUGUACACUAUCCGGAUCUGCAUUUUUUCUUCCCACGAGACCUUUUCUUAAAUGUCCCAGCAAGCCAUUCCUUGAAACAGAGCUCCUCCUCCCUGACAACACGUCGUAGGUUGGAAAGCACAAAGUCUCUCCUAUAGCGGAAACACUUGUCCUCUUUCCAAUAAAUUAGGCAAUUAGAAUAUUUUACUCAGCUCACUUUUCCAAUCAAAUACUUUUAUGAUUAGUUGUAAGGUUUUGGUUCAUCAUGAGAUUGUUAUGUUCUUUAGGAUUUAUUUGUUUAAGCAGCAUUGAUCGUUGGUUAUUAGUAUAGUUGUGUAUUUUUAAACAGGGCAGGGCAUUAUAUUCAGCUGAGUUGUAGUUUGGAAAUGUUAGCAAAACUUUGAGUUUUUGGUGAAUAGAACAAAUUUUAUCUUUGAA